Fusarium pseudograminearum CS3096 is the source of this 885-nucleotide messenger RNA. RefSeq lists its product as uncharacterized. The transcript is spliced from 3 exons. Gene Ontology annotation, cellular component: intracellular anatomical structure. The record is from RefSeq and is a predicted model, not a curated record. Bases 1 to 885 code for a protein of 294 amino acids. Gene Ontology annotation, molecular function: oxidoreductase activity, acting on NAD(P)H, oxygen as acceptor. Lineage: Eukaryota; Fungi; Ascomycota; Sordariomycetes; Hypocreales; Nectriaceae.
AUGUCUGAUCUUCACCCUCUCAACGGAGGCAACUUUGUCCACGAUAACAACCGCUUAGUCGAUGGUGGUUCUAUUCUGAAGCGGUUCUCUCUCUCAGGCAAGACAGCAAUCAUCACCGGCGCCGCUGCCGGCAUUGGCUUCUCUAUUGCUGAAGCAUAUGCCGAGACUGGUGCCAACAUUGCUAUUUGGUACCGUACCAGCAACAAGGCCCAGGAGCGUGCUCAAGAACUUGCCAACAAGUACAAUGUCACUGUCAAGGCGUAUCAGGUUGAUAUGCGAGACGCUCAAGCCGUUGAGCAGGCCGUCGACCAGUCAGUCAAAGACCUCAACGGCCGGCUAGAUAUCUUUGUUGCCAAUGCUGGUAUUCCUUGGACUAAAGGUCCUAUGGUAGAUGGCCCCAUUGACCACUAUCGCGAUGUUGUCCAGACCAAUCUAGAUGGUACCUACUACUGUGCAAAGUCCGCAGCCAAGCACUGGCGUCGUCAGAAGCUUGAGGGUACUGACCUCAACGGCCAACCUCUAAGCAACUACACAUCAGGUAGUUUCAUUGCUACCGCUUCCAUGAGUGGAGGUAUCGUGAACAUUCCGCAACUUCAGGCUGCUUAUAAUGCCGCCAAGGCAGGUGUUAUUCAUCUCAUCAAGAGUUUGGCUGUUGAAUGGGCUCGGUUUGCUCGAGCCAACGCCAUUUCUCCUGGCUACAUCAUCACUGAGAUCUCCAACUUUGUGGACCAGGAGACCAAAGACAUGUGGAAGGAUAAGAUUCCCGUAGGUCGCGAAGGUGAGCCUCAUGAGCUUCAAGGUGCAUAUCUAUUCCUAGCAUCAGACGCUUCCACGUAUGCCACUGGUGCCAAUUUUGUUAUCGAUGGUGGUUACAGCGCUCCUUAG